Messenger RNA from Schistocerca nitens (vagrant locust), 726 nucleotides. RefSeq names its product trypsin-7-like. Lineage: Eukaryota; Metazoa; Arthropoda; Insecta; Orthoptera; Acrididae. The record is from RefSeq and is a predicted model, not a curated record. Gene Ontology annotation, biological process: proteolysis. Gene Ontology annotation, molecular function: serine-type endopeptidase activity. The coding region runs from base 100 to 474 and encodes 124 amino acids. The transcript is spliced from 4 exons.
GCUGAAUUACAGCGUGUGGCUGGUAACGUCAUCAAGCGAAAUCAGCGAUGCCUGGAUGCCCAUGGCCACCACUUACAGUAUCUCUUAUAAACAGCGGAGAUGGACUACGCAGACCAGCUCGCGAUCGUGGCAGGCUGGGGCCGUAUCGGGCAAGACAAGCCACUGUCGCGCUUCCUCCUCGCAGCCGAGGUCCGCGUCAUCUCCAACGACUUCUGCCGCAAGUCGUCCAUCGGCGAUCAUAUCAAGGAUAACAUGCUGUGCACCUACUACGAGAAGAAGGACGCUUGUCAGGGCGACAGUGGCGGUCCAUUAGCAAUUGCGUCAAGUGACGGUCACUUCGAACAGAUUGGUGUAGUAUCAUGGGGUAUUGGUUGUGCACGACCAAACAUGCCUGGUGUCUUCAGCAGAGUGACCGAAUUCUUGAACUGGAUACGCCGCAAUACAAGAGAUGCUUACUACUGUUCAAGAAAUUAACACCAUUCAAGAUAAUGGCAAAGCAACAUUUCUCUUGAUUGGCAAUGGAAGAUGUUCAACAUCUUCGUUUUACGUUAAAUAUCACAUUAAUCUCCUACAAUAUUAAAUGUGACAUCUAAGUAUUUGUUUGUUCAUUUUGUGAUUUUGUAGGUGCAAAAUUGAUGUUCAUAAGACUAUAUAACUGACCACACAGUGAAAUGCAGCAGAAGCAUCUCCUUAAAUACAGAUUUGUGGUCUUUCAACUGCACUGUC